AGUCGUUCGUGGGGAGUGUCAAUGCUGCUUUGGACGGCGCUUCUGCUGUUGUUCUGUUUAAGCGCUGAAUAUUUGGGCAGUUUAGAAGACGUCAACCCAUGAUCAAACAUGGAUGGAAAUCCGUUCCGUGUGCGAGGGCGAGCCGAUCACAACGGCGGUCAAGACAGACGAUUCAACGGCCAAGGUAAUCGACACGAUGCAGAUAAUCCUGAUCGUAACCGCAGACAGGACAAUGGGCGUGGUCAAGGAAGAGGACAAGGGCGUGGUCAAGGGCGUGGUCAAGGAAGAGGACAAGGCUAUGCGAGAAAUGAUCAUCACAACCAACUUGGUCGCCCAGACGGUCCACCACGACAGCAAACCAAUCAGAGAGAACGCCCCUCGAGACCUCCAGGGUUUAAGAAGCUUGAAUCUUUGCUGUCAGUCGAUCCCGCAGUGGUAGUACAAGAGUUGAAUUCAUUUGGUAAAGGGUUCGAGAGUUUACUGAACGAACGGGCGAUACGUCGUGACAUGAUGGCUCUACUCAUCGAGGUGCUGGGUAAAGUAUGCGAUUGUACUACCUCACCACAGUCUGUCAUUAGGGUCCUGACUAUUGUAGUUGACGUUGACUUUCUAUCCCGAAACCUCACCAAAUACAUCUAUAGCAUGAUGACUGAAUAUGACCCCAGGUUCUUAGCUAAAACAUCAGAUCAGAUCAACUUGAUACUGAAGCUGAUGAAAUCUCUUGUGCAGCGAGUCAAGACUAGCAUCAAAGACGUACAGGUUGUGCUGACCGUCAUUGAGGCAGUUGCAAAGGGUCUAGGAAUGAGAGGGUUCCCUUUGAGCGAAGAUGCUGAAGUAUUGCUAGUGGAGCUGCAGGCAUUGUCAGCGCAGAUUCAAGAAGAACUUGCCCUGAAGAACACACGUCAAAGAAGAGGACAAGAAGGCCCACCGCCAAAUGACUUCAGGGAGAUCCCAAUUUUCCCAAGUAUUGAGGAAAUCAACACCAAUGCUGAGCCAUACUUGAGACAUAAUGUGGUGAAAGGACGAUACGAGGAUCUUAACCAUUACCUAGAUGUUCAGUUCCGUCUGUUGCGACAGGACUUCCUGGAGCCUUUGAGGCUCGGGAUCGCUCAGUAUCUACUUCUUCAGGAUGAGAAUGGAAAGAAGAGCAAGGUGAAAGACAUUCGAAUUUACCAUGACGUGAGGGUUCACUUUCCUAUCUGCACCAACGAGGGGAUAACUCACCGUGUUAGCUUCGAUGUCACCAAGUUUGGGAAGAUAAGGUGGCAGGCCACAAAGCGGCUAACCUACGGUGCAUUGGUUUGCUUGUCCAAUGAUGACUUCAAGACGGUAAUUGUCUUUGCAACAGUCGCCAACAGGAAACCAGAGCACCUGCAAGAGGGUUUGGUAGACUUAAGAUUUCAAGACAUGGGGCAGCUUGCAGAUAUUAAAUCCUCAGAUAAGUUCAUCAUGGCCGAGUCCUCUGCUUACUUUGAGGCUUACCGUCAUGUCUUGGAGGGUCUUCAAGAAGUAAGAGGCAACAGCCUACCACUGCAACGCUACAUCAUUGACGUCUCCAGCGAUGUGAAUCCCCCGCGGUAUCUUCACAGAAACAGAGCUGCAACCUAUGACCUGUCACCAUUGACAGCUGAAAGUCCGGAGGAAGAAGUUGUCUUGGGGCUUCGCAGUCUAAAUUUGAGGAGGACAAAUCCUCGAGCAAAGGCUGUGCAGGUUCUGAGUGAAGCAAGCUGGCCACGAGCAGAUGUUUUGCAGUUCGAUGAAUCACAGAUGGAAGCGGUUCGGGCAGCUCUCACGCAGGAAAUAGCCGUCAUUCAGGGGCCGCCUGGUACAGGUAAAACAUACAUCGGCCUGAAGAUUGUGCGGGCUCUGUUGCACAACAUGUCUGUGUGGAACGAGGAAGAAGAUGAGAGUCCAAUCCUAGUGGUUUGCUAUACAAACCACGCCCUUGAUCAAUUUCUUGAAGGCAUAUUAGAGUUCAAUCAAAACAUCGUCCGGGUCGGAGGAAGGAGUAACAGCGAGGACAUGAAGAACAAGAAUCUGAACUUCUUAAAGAGAGAGGAGCGCCGGCGCAGGAAAGUCCAGGUAGCAAUUCAUCGUCGAACAACAGAGGUGCUAAGGGAAAUGUACACUCUUCGCCAGCACAUGGAGGCAUCUCAACAUAAAGUAGAGAAAAGUAUGAAUGGGAUAAUCAGUGAAUUGUACCUGGAACAGUUUAUGACGAAAGAUCACUACGCAACUCUCAUGGUUGACUUGGGUUAUCCACUUCAGUCGUCUCGUAUAUUAGAAUGGUUGGGUGUAGGUGGUGGUAACUUUCGUGUUGCAGGGAAUGAUCAAGGUCUAGCUGCUGCUGCUGCGAUGUGGCAAACAGAACCAGAUGAAGCGGAGCAACAAGAAGAUGAUGAGAUAGAAGUAGAUGAAGAGGCAGACAUCUUAGCUGAGCAACGGAUUCUUGAUGAUGACGAUGAUGACCUCUUCAACUUAGAUCAGGACGCCCCGCAAGAAAAUCACGUGGUCCUUGAUUUAAAUGAUCUUGACAGGGAAGAAGGUAACGUCAUCAAUCCAGAACAGUGGCAGUACCAGAGCAAACAAAAGAAGAGGAUGAAGAGAAUGCUUCAACAUAAUCUUCGCAAACCUGACAGAAUGACAAAAGAACAAGCUGAAAGAAUUCAUAAUGUGUGGACAGUGAGACUUAUUGAAGACAGAUGGCAGCUUUACCGCUACUGGGUGUCGGAGUACUGCAGCUCGGAGCGCAGAAGGAUGGAAGUGAUUCAAGGGAAAUAUGAAAAUCUCUCCCAGGAACUAAGGGAGGUUCGAGUAGAGGAGGACCUGGCAAUUCUCCGUCGUGCUAAUGUUAUCGGUAUGACAACAACAGGAGCUGCAAAGCACAGGAAUGUUCUCCAUCGUGUUGGCCCUAAGAUUGUGGUUGUUGAGGAGGCAGCUGAAGUCUUGGAAUCACAUAUUAUAACGACACUGAGUGCGGAAUGUCAGCAUCUUAUACUCAUAGGUGAUCACCAGCAACUGAGACCCAACCCAACUGUCUACCGGCUGGCGAAAGACUUCAACCUUGACAUUUCACUUUUUGAGAGGAUGCUUAAAAAUGGUGUCCCCUGUAAGACACUAGUUGAGCAGCACCGAAUGCGCCCUGAGAUCUCGUCAAUAAUGAAAAACCACUUCUACUCAAAUCUUCUUGACCAUGGCGUUGUCAAAAAUUAUCCCAAGGUUGCAGGAGUCAGAUCUGAUGUGUUUUUCUUGGACCAUGAUAUUGCCGAGCAGCAUGUGGAUGACUCGAUGAGCAAGUCGAACCUACACGAGGCUGACUUCUUGGCAGCUUUCUGCAAGUACAUUAUACAGCAGGGGCAGUACCAACCAUCGCAGAUCACUAUCCUAACUACGUAUGUUGGUCAACUCUUUAACUUCAGAAAGCUCUUGAAACGUUCUGUGUUUAGUGGUGUGCGGGUCUGUGCAGUCGACAACUUCCAAGGAGAAGAAAAUGACAUCAUCUUGUUAUCUUUGGUCCGUAGCAAUCAGGAAGGUCAAAUUGGUUUUCUGAAGGUAUCUAACCGAAUGUGCGUGGCGUUGUCCAGAGCCAGACAUGGCUUUUAUUGUAUAGGCAAUUUUCAAGCUCUUGCUCAUGGGAGUGCACUUUGGAGUGAUAUCGUUCAUGAAGUAACAACUAAAGGAAUACUGGGGAAACACUUGGAAUUGGUUUGUCAUAAUCACCCUGAGAAAAUGUCCCGGGUACGCAUGAAGGAAGACUUUUUGAACGUUGCUGAGGGAGGUUGCAACAAGCCCUGCGAGUACCGACUCAACUGUGGUCACAGUUGCACCAUGUUAUGCCAUCCGACCGAUCUCGACCACAAAGAAUUCAAGUGUAUGAAGUCCUGUAAUAAGGUACUGAUUUGUGGACAUAAAUGUGAUCAGCUAUGCUUCAAUAACUGUGGCAAAUGCAAUACCAAAGUAAACAAGACGUUACCAUGCGGGCAUCAGAAGAAGAUUCCGUGCUAUCAGAAUCCAGACUCGGCCACUUGCAAAGAACAAUGCACCGAAAGACUUGCCUGUGGACACAUAUGCCAGAAGUUAUGCGGCCAAGAGUGUACUGUCCUCUGUGUUAAAACUACCUUUCGCAGCAACUGGCCUUGUAAACACAUGGUGGGCGUAAAAUGCAGCGAUGGUCCGGAGGACUGUCCAGAGCCAUGCACAGCUGUGCUGAAAUGUUCUCACGUGUGUACGGGCACUUGCGGCUCCUGCACACGAGGUCGGCUGCAUAAGCAAUGCUCUAAGAGUUGCGGUCGCACUUUAGUCUGCGGGCAUGCAUGUGAUGCCCUGUGCACGAAAAACUGCCCUCCAUGCAACAAGAAGUGUCAUAAUAGGUGUGUCCAUAGUAUAUGCCCAAAUCGCUGUGGCGAACCAUGCAAGCCUUGUCAGGAGCCAUGUGCCUGGCAAUGUCGCCACCACGAGUGUCGCAAGAAAUGCAGCGAGGUUUGUGACAGGCUACCAUGCAACAUUCCUUGUAAUAAGAGGCUCAAGUGCGGUCACCCUUGUAUUGGUCUUUGUGGGGAGCCAUGUCCAAAGAAAUGUCGUGAAUGUGACAGAGAAGAGGUGACAACUGUUGUGUUUGGACCGGAAGACGAACCAGAUGCUCGAUUUGUUGAGCUUGAAGAUUGUAAACACAUCGUGGAAGUGGGAAGUCUUGACCAUUGGAUGAGUUUACAGACUGAGAAAGGUCAGAUAAAGUUAAAGGUUUGUCCGCUUUGCAAAACUCCAAUUCGGCGCAAUCUGCGCUACGGUAGCAUCGUAAACGCUGUACUCAAUGACAUAGAAACCGUCAAGGCUCGUAUGUUUGGGGACAGAGUGGCCAUUGCAACCAAACGACGGCAGGUAGCUCGCAGUGUUUUUCAACAGAGAAGCUCUAUACCAAACGGGGUCGCCGAUGACUUUAAAGAGCAGAUGGAAUCCCAGCUAAGCCUUGGGGAACUGACCUGCAUUGAGAACAAGUUAAAUAUCCUGGUUGCCAUAGAAAAGGCAAAGAAAAGAGCAGAGGAUACAGAUUGCAGGUUCGAAAAGGAGAAAAAGCAAAUGAAACAAGACCUCGUGCAAUUGCAGUAUUGGCUGCUGAAACCUCGCAUGUAUCUCAGCGAUCAAGAGUUAGAUGAUUGCAGCAACGAAGAACAUCGCCUCUCACUGUGUCUUAGUCUGUUCCAAGUUAAAAGCAGGCUCCCACCUUCAGAGUUAAAGAGUGCAACCUUAAAGAUUGCCGAAGAUUUACUGUUGGGCGGAAGGGCUUUGGAGGAGAACAGCAGGAAGACUGUGCGAACUUUUUUGAACGAGUUGAAGAGAAAACAUACUCCUCUGUGCAUAUCAGACGAAGAGCGAGUGAUGAUCUUAAAAGCUAUGGAUCUUACGAAAGGCCACUGGUUCAAGUGUCCCAAUGGUCACGUUUACGCGAUUGGAGAAUGUGGCGGGGCUACUGAGGAAUCCACCUGUCCCGAUUGCGGUGCAAACAUUGGGGGUCUCGGCCAUCGACUGGACUCGAGAAAUGCACUGGCGUCUGAAAUGGACGGGGCUACGCAUCCAUCGUUUGGAACAGUUGCUAACAACAUGAACAAUUUCGACCUGCUCAACGUUCCUGAUGAUAUCUAGCUAAGCCAAAAUAAGUGCUCCUCAUCUUGUUGGAGAUCUAUGCGAGGGACAAAGACUGAUGUUUAGUAUUAAAAUGAAUGUUUUGGAGUGAACUUUUGAGUUAAUAAGAAUUUAUAGUUUAAAACAGACAUCACUUCAUUCAGUGGUUUUGUAAUUGGAGCCAUCUGUUAUCUCAAUCAUAUUAAAAAUGUAGAUAGAUAGACUAUAAAACUAACGUGUGGAAAUUUCAAUACAAAAUAGCGUUGUUUAGAUUAUGCCGAAAAUGUGGAGGACACAAUCUGAGAAACGUUUUUGUCAGAAGCGCUUCUCGGAGUUGAAUUGAUUUUGAUAAAAACUUAUAAAUAUUUUGUUUCCAUAACGGUAACCUCUUUUUGUUUGUUUCUCAAAACGCUACUGUACUUUGUACCAAGUCAAUUUAUAUUGCCAUUACUUUAAUGAGUAAUUACCAAACGUAUACAGAGACUUUUUUUACAAACCUGGUAUAAACCUAAAUGUUUGAAAUGUAGAGGAAGACUGAGCUCCGUAAUUGAUGGUUUAUCGAAGCUUUUGUAUUUCCUUCCUCCAUGAUUGAAGAAAUUAAUGAUUUCAUUGGUUACAAUUGCAUCCAAUCAGUUAUCAAAAUUUGACGGAGCCAUGUUUUUUUCAUGAAGUACCACGUUUGCAGUAAACAGUUUUAACUUUGUUUCUUUAAAAAUAAUAAUGUUUCAGUAUGUUUAAGUUUAUACAACGGUCUGAUUUUUAUUGACAAUGUCUGUAAGAUAGAGGAUUUGUCGAGGUUGAAAGCAAUUAUAUACCUUUUUCUAACCAUACUCGGUUUGGAAAAGAUGGAACAAAAAUCGCCUGUCAAUCUCAUAAUUUUAAUAUCAAAACGAGCCUCGUGUCAGUCGGCAUUUGUGGGACGUAUUAUAGCAUACUCGUAAGUGCAUGUUACUCACCCUUUUCCAUAAAAACUAAAGGGGAGGUGUAUAUUUUAGUAAUGUGUACAAAAUGUUAUUAUCUUUAAUGCUAACCCUGUUUCAUGUGAAGAUAAUGACAAUUACAUGCAAAGGUCGUGAAACAGAGACUCUUUACGUGUCUGCUGAUUGGUGACGCGGUCACAGUUAACAAUUUUUAGCAAUCAUUUUUUCAAUUUCAAAGAGCUACGAACGAUCUUUUAACUGCCAAUCUAUCUUAAUUGCUAAGCAAAUUGUGAUGUCACCAUCAUUAUUUAUAGCAUUGUUGACAACUUAUCUUAAGAUGAACUCUCUGUGGCUUCCAGACCGAAUAAUUUUCGUUGAUGGAAAUUCGAAGCACA
Asterias rubens (European starfish) is the source of this 6934-nucleotide messenger RNA. Its product is annotated as NFX1-type zinc finger-containing protein 1-like. Gene Ontology annotation, cellular component: nuclear RNA-directed RNA polymerase complex; nucleus. Bases 109 to 5640 code for a protein of 1843 amino acids. The record is from RefSeq and is a predicted model, not a curated record. Lineage: Eukaryota; Metazoa; Echinodermata; Asteroidea; Forcipulatida; Asteriidae. Gene Ontology annotation, biological process: regulatory ncRNA-mediated heterochromatin formation. The transcript is spliced from 4 exons. Gene Ontology annotation, molecular function: helicase activity; zinc ion binding.